AAUUGUAGACCUUGAAUUUUCUUGCUGUUAAAAGGGUAAAAUGAGUCAACCAAAAUCAAUGAAGUUGCCCACUGCAAGGAUGCCCCCAGUGAAGGCCAUGCUUGAGAAAGGAAUCCCAGGGUUGACAUCACUUGAUUCUAUUAUAGCAGACCUGGAUCAACAGUUAGAGGCAAAGAAUAAACAAAUGGCAGACUGUCUGAAAGGUAUUGUGAAGACAUGUAAUGACAUGCCAGGCAACAAACAGUCAGACAACCCUAAAGAUUGUAUUACCUACAUGUUAGAUUCACACUUACUGGAGAAGGACUCCUGUUAUGAUCCAGAGGCUGAUGAUAUCAAUACAAUAUUAAGUCAUGUGUCCAGUACUCUCCAACAAACACCAGGAAGUGAAGAGAUUAUCUUCCAGGAUUUAUUGUCCCUGUCAUCAUGUCAGGGGCUGACAUUACCACUGAAAUCAUCCACUAAAGACCCACUACAAUCCAUGACAUCACUGAACACCGUCACUGACAGUGUGGAACAGCAAGUGACUGAAGAAUGGGAACACAUAGCUCGGCGUUUUCAGCAAUAUUUUCAACAUUCCUUAGAAAAUAUACCAGUCAGUGCAAAACCAUUAAGUAUAGAUUUAUAUGAGAAAAAGCGAGUAAACCAUUUACAGAGUCUCUCUGUUUUAUUUCCUACAGAAGAUGUCCUAGUUAAAUACCAGACACUAAGGUCCCUACAACUAGAUAAGUGUUUUCAAAAUUUACUUGCUGGUGUAAACGCUGAUAAUUUCAGUUCCGUUGAUGUGACCAAGAAUUGCUGCUACCUUGCAGACAUUAUAUUGAAAAUGAUUAAGGAAGAUUUUAUUGUUUUCAAUUCUGGAGUUUUCAAACGGUCUUUUAACAUUGCACGAGCCAUGCAUGACAUGUACUUGGAGAAAUAUUCAGAUGAAAUGUCAGCCCUUGUAGAGGACAUCUGGGAAGACAUUGAAGAAAUAAUGAAUCAGAAAUCGUCAAAAAAUAGUAGCAGAGCCAAGCUCCCGGUUAGAAAUGAAAGUAGUGAUUCUCUGCCCUCAUCUAAAAGCUUUAGCAGUAUAACAGCAGCUAUGGACAAACUACCUCGAGACUACAUUGCUUCUAUUGUUAACGUAGUCAAUUCAAUACUUUACAUAGAGGAACAUGUUGAAAAGUUGAUACAGACUUCAGCAUGGGAUUCAUCAGGGUUACCUAGUAGGAAGAUUAAAAGGAAGGGAAGCUUAAAAGGUGUUCUGAAGACCAGUUCCAGUCCAGAACCACCCAGAAGACCAAUGAGUUAUACAGGAUCUGGUCUAGAGGACUUUACUGAUAGUCUCAACUCAUCAUUUGGAUCUUAUCCUGGAUUGUCAGAUAACACACCAGCACCAAAAGUUGCAUCAUAUGUAUCUACAAGACGUAAAGUUGUGGAAAAAUCCAGAGAAGAAAGACUUCGUUGGGAAUGGAAGUUAAUGUUUAAAAAGAUAGGUCAUGACCUUGCUCAGUUUGUCAAUAAUCAAAUACGCAAUCAGUUUAAAGUUUCAUUGGAUAAAGAACUGGCUGACUGGACACACCUACAUGUCCUAGUUACUGAACCUGUCAAAGAGGAGUUGUGGGGAGGAAAACUGGAUUAUCCCAAAUUUGUUACUAAGGCUGUGUUAGAUUUUAUGAAUGAGUUGGACUUCCUGUUACCCUUUGCUAAAGCAGGUUAUGAUGGAGCACUGCAUUGUGUUAGAACAGCCUAUGUGGACUCAGUUUGUUUAUGUUUACAAAACUUGCAUGUUCAUUUGACAAAGUUAUGCAGUGACAUUCCUAGAAAUGCUCCAAUGAAAAGCCUGUAUGCUAUUCUGUCCAGUGCAGCUUAUGUCAGAAAUCAGUUGCAGUAUUAUGAGACAGUUUUGGUCCCAGAAGAAAGCAGUAAGAGAAUAUUUGCAGAACCAUAUAAGAAGUUUGUUGAAGUUGUAGAUGUGGUCACUAAACUAAUGAUAGAGAUACAUAAGAACUAUAUGGCUACGAGUAUACUACAUGAUGCUGAAAGUUAUAACUGGGCCGACAUGAAGGACUUCCAUGAGGGAGAGAGAUGUUCCUAUCCUAUACAGAUGUGGAAUUAUCAUAUGAGAGGUCUUCAGUAUGAUUUAUGGACUAUGUGCCCACCAAGACUCGGUCAGAAAAUAUUUGGUGAAAUUUUACAGGAAUCAUUACAGAUAUUGGGACAGAGAUAUGCUCAUGUUCAGCCUUCCUAUAAACGCAUUCCUCAGUUCAGAUGUGAUAUUAUAACUGUUUUGUUAUGUACAGUGGAGAUGUUAUUUCAUUCAUGUCGAUCAUUGUACCAGAUAUUGGAUGUUGGUGAUUCACAUAUCCCCCACUACAACAUACAGAACCUAUGUACAACAUUACUAUCAACCAUGGCUAUUGUCAGCUCACCACUGGAAAUUCUUUAUAGAGAAUUUAAGAAAGGAUAUAUGGAAAAGACUCAGAGAGGUGGUCAGUUUUCUCCAGUGGCCAACACAGCAGGCACAAAUACUGACUGGUUGUCAUGGAUACAGCCAGGAAUUUUCCAAAAAGGUUUAAAACAAUAUGAUGUUAUGCAGACAACCACUGCAGUAUACAUACAAUGUAAAUUAUUACUUACUCAACCAGAAAUAGAUUGGGCAAUGACACUUCAGUCAUUGGUGAUGAAAGAUUAUACCUUAGCCAUCUUAGUUUUGACACAGUGUGUGGCUGGAGAAGAUGGACAUACUGUGACUGGGUCCAUGGAAAAUGUGAAGAAAACAUUCCAGUGUAUGACCAGGGUCUUAUCAGAAUGUCCUCACUUUCCUGAUGCAGUGGCUAAGACAAUGUUACCUGUUAUUGACAGAUGUAAUGACUGGAAAGUGUUUGAACCAAAAACAAUGCCAGGGAAAGAUUUCAUUAUUCCAGUUUGGAUGGAGUCAUUGUUUGAACUUAUGGAACCAUUUGUACUGAGAGUCUUGCAGCCAUUGUUGGAACAUAUUUUAACUGAGACCCAUCCAAAACCAAACAUUCGACCAAUCAUGUCAGUAAUAGCUGAUCUUCCUUGUGGCUGUCAACCACAUACAAAUACUACCUCAAAGCCAAAGAAAGGAGAUGCUACAAAGGAGUUGAUUGAUACCUGUCUGACUUUACUUCUUGGACAAAUUACAGAAGAUAUAUUUGUACUACCUACAUCUCUUUGUAUCUUACUGAAAAUGAUACAAGAAAGAUGUUCUUCUAAUGGGAUUAAGACACCUCAUCAAAGUGCUGGUCUGAAGGUUUUGGCUAUGUGUUUGAGAUCUGCUUUAAUGGAUAAGAAUUUUAUUGAAAGAACGACAGGAGUAUCACCAACUGAGAGUCAAGAAGAACAUCUGACAACAUUAGCAGAAUGUAUCUACUAUGUCCUGGUUAGCACAAAAGCUAAAAGUAGCAGUACCCCAAAACUUGGAGGAAAGUUUUGUAAAGAAAACAAAGAAUUAGCUCUUGAGAAAGUAACAUAUCUUGGCAGUUUCUUUAAUACAGAGAUAUUUGAGAUACCCUCAUCAUCAGUGUUGGAGGCAGCUACUAAUGAAUUUAAAGCACAGUUAUUUUCAGUGUGUGCCAGUAAUAUUCUAGAUACAUCUAUAGGUGCAUCAGAUCUGAGAUGUUUAUAUAAUAUAAUAGCUAACAACUUCCUGUGGCUGGAGAAACACCUGGACAUACAGAAUUCUCUUCCUAAGACUCUAAACAUUCCUGAGAACUUUACCAUUUCCACUGAUUCACCUACAACACCAAAGUUUGAUCCAACCCUAGAAUUUGAGUUGAUAGGAAAUCGGAAAUUUGAUCAUGAAGCACUAAUGAAUUUCAACAUUGACUGGCAGAAACUAUUAUCCUCUGACCUAGGCCUCAGUGAAUAUGGAUUCAGAACGUUGCUUUAUAACAGACAUGAAAUGCAAGAUGGAGAAUACCUAGAGGAGAAUGAAAAGAAACCAGUGGAAGUACUCAAAUCUGUGUAUGAACAUGAGGACAGAGAGUUAGGAUAGUCAAAUAAAAACAACUAAUGGAGAAUUGUUUCUCUUUUUUUACCAAAGAUAUUAUUGUACAUGUAGUACUUUCGUAGUUCUUCUUUUCCAACAUUUAAGUAGAUCGUUAUUUACUCAUAAUAUUUGUCCAAUUUCUCAGCCUUGAAAAAUGUCUUUCUUAUUUCAUACUGGAAACAUUAUUAUUUAUUCAUCCCAUCA
Molecule: messenger RNA, 4198 nt
Organism: Mytilus trossulus (common blue mussel)
Lineage: Eukaryota; Metazoa; Mollusca; Bivalvia; Mytilida; Mytilidae
Exons: 23
Coding region: 41-4000 (1319 amino acids)
Source: RefSeq, a predicted model, not a curated record